AUUCCAUAAAGGUUGACUAGCUUUACUCCUUAGUAGGCGAGUGUGUGGCCAUGCUAUUCAUGAUUGGUUAAUCAGAUGGUUGAGAACUGCCACAUGCGUACGCAGCGUCCCAGGAACCAGGUUCAGAGCACAAUGCAACUCACGAUUAAAGUAAUAAAAAAGCCGAUUCGAAGCACGCAAUUGUUCCAAUCGAGGGGCUGAUACCAUUGUAUUCUUAAAAACUUGUGUAUAAUAGGUAAUCUUUAGACCGAGAGGGGCCAAUAUUGACGUACCUAUAAGCAGCUAUAGGUACCUAAUCUAUGAAGAGAGUCAAAAGCUACGAAUUUCUACUUAAUAUCUGGCAACUUAUCGCAUAGUAUGUCUUCAGACGAUAUAGCAACGUGUGAUCCUACCGAUGCAUCACCGCCCAGCGAAGAAGUUGAUGUAAGCCCACCAAAAUACUCUUGGUAUCAUGGAGUCUUUUUCAACGCAACAGUUGUUGGCAUUUCGGCAUUUGUGACGGCAGGAUUAUGGAAUGCGAUGAACUCGGUUGGUGCUGGGGGGCAGCAGACCCCGUAUCUCGUCAUGGCGGGAAAUGCUAUUCUAUUCGCCGUCAUGACGCUGACGUGCCUGACUGGAAGUAUGAUGGCCAACCGAUUCGGCUUGCGGAACUCUUUAGUAGUCGGCACAGUUGGUUAUGUGAUCUACUCGGCAGCUCUGUACACGAAUAAUCGCUACGGUACGGAAUGGUUCAUAUACAUAGGCUCGGCAGUCUGCGGCCUCUCAGCAGGGAUUUUCUGGGCAACAGAAGGCACCAUUAUGCUGAGCUAUCCCGAGCCAGAAAAACGUGGCAGGUACCUGGCUUAUUGGCUCAGUUAUCGCAACAGCGGCUCUAUACUCGGUGGUAUUAUUAACCUUGCCUUCAACUACCAAGGAAAGACGACGGGCAAACUUGACUGGAUAACCUAUAUCGUCUUUGUUGCUCUACAAUGCUUGGGGCCGGUGUGUUCCCUAUUAUUGACCCCGCCCGAAAAGGUCGUCCGCAGAAAUGGAUCGCGUGUCCACCUGUUAGAUAGGAUAUCAGACCUUGAAGAGCUAAAGGCCCUGACACGUGUUCUGCUACGAAGAGACUUUCUCUUAAUUAUGCCUUACUUUGUAUACGUCACAUGGGAGCUCCCAUAUAUUAGUGCCUACUUAUCCCUAUAUUUCUCAGUCCGUUCUCGCGCUUUGGCUUCUCUUGUGUCCGCGAUCGCCCAAGUUAUCACAACCCUCGUAUUCGGUGCUUUCUUGGAUUGGACGAGAGUCAGUCUAAAUAAGAGAGCUAGAUAUGGGUAUAUAGCCAUGAUGAUUCUCAUUAGUGGUUGCUGGAUUUGGGGGGUCAUCAUACAAAACGAAUAUACGCACCAUAAACCAGCCUUGGACUGGAACGAUGGUGGAUUUGGGAGAGGAUGGGCAUUAUAUAUUUUCUGGCAAAUCAACUUCUCACUCACGUAUAACUUUGGCUUCUGGAUUAUCAGCUUCCUAGCCAGGGAACCCAAAGAUAUUGUCAGAUAUAUGUCGGUUGCAAGAGCUACAGAGUCAGCUGGACAAUGCAUCUCGAGCGGCAUUAGCUCAACUUCAGCACCACUAAUAUCAGCUUUGGGGGUUAGUUUUGCCCUAUGGGGUAUUGCUGUCAUCCCGACAUACUUCGUAGUGCGCCAAGUGGGAGUAAUUCAUAUUGGCCCUGAAAAAUCAACCUCAGAUUCUCACGAAAACGACAAGAGAUUAGAAAUGUCAUAGUGCUAAUUACCUAUCUUUGAUACUAACUUUUGCUUCGUCUAAAAUCUACUUAAUCAAUUGGUACCCCUAAAUACGCUAAAGACAGGACUAUCAAGGAACAAAUGGGCUAGGGGUAGAUUCAGGGGUAGAUUCAGGGGUAGAUCUACUAGGAUUAGUUAUUAAAAGGCGCACAGCGCCCUCGAAAUAGAGUAGAAAUUCAGUGAUCAUGAAAUAGAG
Molecule: messenger RNA, 1974 nt
Organism: Daldinia decipiens
Lineage: Eukaryota; Fungi; Ascomycota; Sordariomycetes; Xylariales; Hypoxylaceae
Product: MFS general substrate transporter
Exons: 5
Coding region: 358-1758 (466 amino acids)
Source: RefSeq, a predicted model, not a curated record